Molecule: messenger RNA, 3597 nt
Organism: Anopheles funestus (African malaria mosquito)
Lineage: Eukaryota; Metazoa; Arthropoda; Insecta; Diptera; Culicidae
Gene: Spt-I
Product: serine palmitoyltransferase 1
Exons: 7
Coding region: 670-2079 (469 amino acids)
Biological process (GO): sphingosine biosynthetic process; ceramide biosynthetic process
Cellular component (GO): endoplasmic reticulum
Molecular function (GO): pyridoxal phosphate binding; serine C-palmitoyltransferase activity
Source: RefSeq, a predicted model, not a curated record
UACGUGUGCGGCGCGUGGUGGUAAUGUGAUGUGUGUUAUCAGUAUAUUCGGAUGACUUUUCGGUGAAUCAUUCCGUGGAUCGGAUGAUCGAAGUGACGUGCAUAAAGCCGAUAAAGUGCCGUUGAGAUAAACCGAAAACGACUUCCAAAAACCUUGAAACCUCGAACGGGCGAAACAACGCUGCACAUUGCAAAAGGAUGUUCAAAGCAGUUUUUUGUACUGUAAAUUAAGAAGACAUUAUCCAGCAUGUGGUUAAUGUGGCGCGCCUGAAAAACGCCUAACCGAAAGAAGCCGUACACAUGUUCAGGUGUGGAGUGCGCACGGGCGUAUGGGUGCUUCACGUGCUUAUCUGCAUGAGUCGUGAUUGGUGGAAAUGAGUCACAUUUGCACGAGUGUGUAUGGGGAUAUUUUAUGAAUACACCUGUUUCCGCUUUCAGCCGGUGCCUACUACGAUUGUUACAACACUCCGUCUAGAAAGCUCUAUGGGCAUGGCUUUCGGAACAAACUGACCCCAACGAUAAACGAAGGACGCUAGCCAAAUAAAAGAUUUGCACAAAACAAAAACUGUGCGGUACAGUUGAAAAGUUAACUAUUGAAGGCCUAGUUAACGAGAGGGGUCUCACAAUCAAUCACGGGUCAGCAUAUUCGAACGUUAGUAUCACGCACAAAAUGGUCAACACGCCGUACAUAAUCAAUGAAAUUUAUGACAUUCUUCAGAAGUCCUCUCCGUUCGAAUUGACAUUGGAAGCGUUGUUGGCAUUGGGUGUGAUAUGGAUAGUGUUCUACAAACGUACGACGAAGAAGUUACCAACGUCCGACGAAGACAUUCUUGCACGAUGGACACCGGAACCGCUUGUGGCCGAAGUGCCACAGGAUCAUCCAGCACUGAAAACGAAAGUCGUCAACGGACCAGUCGGUAAAAUGGUGAACGUAAAUGGCAAGGAAUGCAUCAACAUGGCUACACACAAUUAUCUCGGCCUAGCGGAGGACGAAGACAUUAAGCAGGCAGCGAUAAAGAGUUUGCGAAAGUACGGCGUUGGUUCAUGUGGCCCACGUGGUUUCUACGGUACGGUGGACGUGCAUCUGGAAUUGGAAGAACGGCUGGCGAAAUUUAUGCAGGCAGAGGAAGCUGUAGUUUAUUCGUAUGCGUUUUCUACGAUAGCCAGCGCCAUUCCGGCCUAUUCCAAGCGGGGAGAUUUGAUCUUUGUCGAUGAGUGUGUGAAUUUCGCCAUUCAAAAGGGACUGGACGCUUCGCGAAGUAAGAUUUUCUACUUUAAGCACAACGACAUGGACGAUUUGGAGCAAUUGCUGCAGAAGCAACAGUCCGAAGAUAGGCGCAAUCCGGCAAAGGCUAAAAAGACGCGCCGCUUUCUGGUAGCCGAAGCAAUCUACAUGAAUACGGGUGAAGUUUGUCCGCUGGCCCGGCUGGUGGAACUGCGGGCCCGUUACAAGCUACGCUUUUUCUUGGACGAAAGCAUAUCUUUCGGUGUGCUGGGUGCAUGCGGACGUGGGCUGAUAGAGCAUUGCAAUGUGGAUAAAACGGAGGUUGAUCUGGUAUCGGCCGGGCUUGAAUGGUCUGCCGCCACGAUCGGUGGUUUUUGCGCCGGUUCAUCAUUCAUCGUCGAACAUCAACGGCUUUCGGGUUUGGGAUAUUGUUUUUCAGCCUCGCUACCACCCUUGCUCGCACAGGCAGCCAUCAGUGCGCUGGAUCGGUUUGAAAGCAACCCACGAAUAUUCGCUGAACUCCGAGAACGCUGUCGAACGGUUUCAGAAAAACUUCCUCAACUGAAGCACUUCCAAUCGAGAGGUGAUCCUUUGUCGCCCGUGAAGCAUUUAUAUCUGAAGCAUGAGCAUGAAUGUUGGGCACAUGAAAAAAUGCUUCUGGACGAGAUUUCUACUGAGUGCAUAGACAAUGGAUUGGCUGUUGUUGCGGCCGAAUAUCUGGAAAACAUGGAGAAGCAUUGCCCGAGGCCUAGCAUUCGAUUAACGGUAAAUCGUUUGCUAACAGAUAAGGAAAUAGACGAUGCUUUCCGAAUCUUGGAGCAUGUUUCGGAGAAAGUUCUGGCCAGUGCGGGUUAAGAUAAGCUUUGUAAGAUACUCCCACAGGAUCAUGCUAUCGGUGACUUAAGCACAUACAUACACCAAGACACACAUACACACAGAAACACACAUAUGCUAUUUAUCUACUCAAGCGCCCGGAUCAAUAUCACUGUUUGAGGGCAAGGAAACCAUCGAACGGAUUCCAAUCAACUCUUAUUAUAAACGGUACCGCGUACGCAGAUAGAGCAGAUCGGCACGUUUCGAGUCGUUUAGUAGCUUCUGCUCAGACACCUCCUAAAAACACAAAGUAACUUGUUUGGUGCAUGAUAUAGGGUUUUAAAAUUCCUACUUAUUCCAUGCUAUAAGGAAAUAUACACACAUGUUUCACUAAACGAACGCAUACUUUAAUUAGUAACUGGCACAACCAACACUACCAACUAGGAAAUAGAAAUCGCCACUGCUGUAUGGAACAAAUCGUGUGAGUGUGUGUGUGCUCCGCAUGGUUUAAGCAUAGUAUCGUAUGGUUUAAGUCUGUACAUUAGUCAUAUUACGUUCCAUACACUAUUUCCGAUAGUAAACGGAAAAGGUUGAUCCUUUAGUUAAACUUUGUUUUUGUAUAAACAUUCUCACGAACAAAUGCACUUUUUUACUAUAACAACGUGGUAUGUAUAAUUGUUUUGCUUUUCGAUACUGUUAUUUUUUUCAACCAUUACUAUCAUUGGCCAGCAUUUCUUAGAUAAGAGCUUAUUGUUGAUGGGCGUAGAAGGCUUGCAAUUGGAUGUAACUAAUUACGUUUAUAAACCGACGCGUUUGUAUGUAAAUGUACAAAAACAGAUUAAAAACACAGCACCAGUAUCUUUGAUAGCGUGUAGAUUUGGUUUAGGUUUGUAAGAGAUUGCGUGUUCGUAUCGUGUUAAGGUGAACUAGAAUAAGGUGGACGAGCGACGGGACUAUUACACCCCGGAAACAUUAGAACAAGAUCGCUGGAAAGGAACGGAGCAAGUAUUAGUAAACGAACCGUACCGGAAAAGUACAUCUAAACUGUGGUGCAUUACAGAGACGACACAUUCAGAGUCAAAAUGCAACCGUGUGCAACCGAAACAGAUGAGCCUGUUCCGGUACGGUCAAAUGCUAGGGCCUUAAGCUUCAGAAGCAAAAUGCUUGAAGUUAUGUAAUAACGAAAUUCGUGUGGCGAGAUAUGGGCUAUUUAUGAGUCAUUUUUUGUAUCAUUAUUUUUUGUUAUGUCCCAACUCUUAGCAAACAAUAAUUGUCCUAUCUUCUUCUGUAUGCAAUGCAACAAUGAUUCACAAUUUCUAUUUUAUACUGCCGCGUUUGGUGAGAAACUGAUUGGCUGUGUGCCGUUUUGAAGGUGGGCAGGUAUAUGACUUUUUCGCGUUUGGCCAACCACAGAUGAUCAAUAGCGGAGCAAAAUAAAAUACGCUUUACGAAUGAAACAUACUUAAGAGUGCUUUAAACAGAUAAGCUUUUACGGAUGAUAAACUCUGUUAUGAGAUUUUUCGUAGAUACCGGAAUAAACGCGGGAAAUUUGAAACACCA